Molecule: messenger RNA, 1241 nt
Organism: Phymastichus coffea
Lineage: Eukaryota; Metazoa; Arthropoda; Insecta; Hymenoptera; Eulophidae
Product: histone H1B-like
Exons: 1
Coding region: 95-619 (174 amino acids)
Biological process (GO): nucleosome assembly; negative regulation of DNA recombination; chromosome condensation
Cellular component (GO): nucleosome; nucleus
Molecular function (GO): nucleosomal DNA binding; structural constituent of chromatin; double-stranded DNA binding
Source: RefSeq, a predicted model, not a curated record
CCGAGCAAUGCCACUUUGAUUAUCACGUUCUGCAACGGCUACUGUCUCGCGCUCGCGUGCUCCUCGUCUCGCGGCAACGGCAACAGCAAGGACAAUGGUAGCGACGGCAGCAGCAGCAGCCGCUUCGGCCAGGAAAGCCGCGCCCAGAGCUGCCACCGCGAGCAAGCCAAGGGCGAAACUCAGUCAUCCGCGUACCGCCGAGAUGGUGGACGCCGCGAUCGCUGCGUUGAAGGAGAAGGGCGGCUCGUCGCUGCAAGCCAUUAAGAAGUACAUCAGCGGCACCUACGCCGUCGACGCCGAGAAGCUCUCGCCGUUCAUCAAGAAGUACCUGAAAAGCGGCGUCGUGGCCAACAAGCUGGUGCAGACCAAGGGUAAAGGUGCGUCCGGUAGCUUCAGACUCGGUACUGGGGAAUCCGCCAGGGUUGUCAAGAAGCGCGCGGUCGUCAAAAGGACGGCCGCGAAGAAAACUGGUCCCGCUAAGCCCAAGAAGAAGGCGAGCGCCAAGAAGAAGAUACUUAAAUCGGUGGCUGCUAAGCCGCCCAAGCCAAAGGCUGUGAAGAAGCCGAAGGCUACCGGGAAGGCUAAGAAACCGAUCAAGAAAGCUUCGGCCAAGAAGUAAAUAUCCGAGGCCUCUCUAAGUACACAAUUGUAAGCGACGUCGAAAAAUCAGUCCUUGUCAGGGCUAGCAUAUCUAUUUAUGAUAUACGUAUCUAAAUGGUUCACGUUCAGUUUCACCUAGCUCAUCUGUACACCUAGUAUGUCGUUCCGGUUGUUCUCAUGCGCGCGACGUAGCCUGCUCAUUCGCAGCGUCGCGCGUGCGCUUCGUUCAUUCCAAUUUCAUUUCUUACGCCUAGACUUCUACCUAGACUGUCUUUUCAAUGUACUCAUCUAUAUGCGUAACACGUAAGAUUUCAAAUUUUAAUGCUUCAGAUAGGUGUCUUGUCUAAGCAAUAAUGUGAUUUCUAUAGGAUCUCUGUGAAGAGUCAUGACUAUAAACAUGGCUAUAAAACGUAAUUCUUAUUAGAUUAUUUUUAUUUUCUUAUUGUCAGUAUUUGUUAUUUUCUUUGGCACCGAUUGUAUAAUAAUCGUCAGAAGAUUAUGCCAAUGUAUCAUCUUUCGUUAUACACAAACAUCGUUAUAACAAAACAUACGAAAAUUAAUAUAUAUUUAUUUUUUAAUAAAAAACAAGUGAGUAACAACGAUUGCUCAUCAAAAGUACAAAUACAUUUGCGUAUGCUCAU